Lachancea dasiensis is the source of this 1686-nucleotide messenger RNA. The record is from the annotation of a GenBank genome assembly. Lineage: Eukaryota; Fungi; Ascomycota; Saccharomycetes; Saccharomycetales; Saccharomycetaceae.
AUGCACCACAAUCGCAGACACAUAGAGUCUCCCCUGACCAGGGACUUACCACGGUCGGUAGGGGAGUUCGCAACCGGGUGGAUCCCCAGAGCCAGAAAAGAGGUGACCUGGGGUCGUCAGCUCAACCAAGACCAGACGCACUCGCCAGCGCUGAACGAGCGCAGCAGCGUUUCUAGCGGGUCUUUGAAGUUGCAGGAUGGGUCGCAGGAGGACAAAGCGGCCAGAAACGACGUUCUGGACUCGAAGCACCACUAUCAAAAAGAUGACCAUCGCAACAAUUACUGGGCCAUCGUUACCACGGGUGCGGGGCUUUUCUCCGACGGCUACAUCAACAACUCGAUCAGUACCGUCAACGCGUGUUUGUCCAUUAUCUACGGAGACCAGUACUCGAACUCGAACGCCCUGCAAAACGUGUCGUCGAUUGCGUUCGUCGGAACCGUGGUGGGCCAGUUGACGUUUGGCUACAUGUCUGACGUGUAUUCGCGUAAGAAUGCCAUGAUCAUCGGUACCGUGAUUCUUAUCGUGUUUUCGAUCCUGGGUGCCGGUGCAUGGGGCGUUGGUACCACCGGUACUCAAGCUGGUGGCCUUUUUGCCGCAUUGACCGCUUACAGAUUUUUCCUCGGUGUUGGUAUAGGCUCCGAGUACCCUGCCGGGUCUACGGCCGCUGCGGAGGCUUCCAACUCUCUGCCUGCAGGAAAGCGUAACAGAUGGUUUUGCUGGUUCACUAAUUUUAUGAUCGACGCGGGUUUCGUUGCGAGUUCCGUGGUGCCCUUGAUUUUACUCAAAAUCUGUGGGGAGGACCAUUUGACUCCAGUCUGGAGAAUAACGCUUGGUCUUGGGGCGAUUCCUCCUCUGUCGCUGUUUUUCUUCCGUCUUCGUUACAAAGAGGGUAAGCAGUACCAAAACACCAAGUUCCAAAGAACCAUGCCAUACUGGAAAGUUUUCAAAUUUUAUUGGUUUAGACUAACUAUCGUGUCCCUUAUCUGGUUCCAGUACGAUUUUGUCACUUACUCAUUCUCGAGUCUUUCCAGUCUUAUCCUAGGGGCUAUUCUUGGCGACAGCGCAUCCUUGACUAAGACUUUUGGCUGGAAUAUUGUGUUCAACUUGUUCUACAUUCCUGGUGCUUUCUUGGGGGCUAUAUUCGCUGACUACUGGGGCUCUCGUUUCACGCUAGUCAUCGGGGUUCUUUUGCAAGCUGCCAUUGGAUUUAUUAUCGCUGGGUGUUUUGAUCAUCUGAAGAAGCACAUUGCUGCGUUUACUGUUGUUUUUGGUAUCUUUAGUACGUUGGGUGAGUUCAGCAUUGGUGACAACAUUGGUUGUCUGGCCUCUAAGACUAGCGCUACUCCUAUCAGAGGUCAAUACUAUGGUAUUGCAGCUGCGAUUGGUAAAAUCGGUGCUUUUGCUGGCUCAUAUGCAUUCCCCGCAAUCAUAAAGAAAUACGGUGGUUAUGACAAUUUGCAAGUACCAUUCUGGAUUUCAUCUGCUCUUUGCUGCAACAGUGCUUUCCUCGCUCUUUUCUUCUUACCAGACGUUGACCAAGAAGCUAACCUUCUCGAAGACGAACUUUUCGUCGAGUACCUUGAAAGCACAGGCUAUAAUAUCGCUCGUCUCGGUACUGUGACCAACGAAAAUGACUUUGAAAAGGUGUCUGUCGUAGAGUAUUCAAAAAAUGCCGGCUCCACGUAA